Molecule: messenger RNA, 798 nt
Organism: Xiphophorus couchianus (Monterrey platyfish)
Lineage: Eukaryota; Metazoa; Chordata; Actinopteri; Cyprinodontiformes; Poeciliidae
Product: solute carrier family 22 member 13-like
Exons: 8
Coding region: 1-798 (265 amino acids)
Biological process (GO): transmembrane transport
Cellular component (GO): membrane
Molecular function (GO): transmembrane transporter activity
Source: RefSeq, a predicted model, not a curated record
AUGGCGUCAACGGUCACCGUUGAUGUCUUUUGUUUUAUUAUCCAAAUAGCUGCAGCGAUCAAUAAAAAGGAAAUCCCAGAGAACCUGUUUGACAAGGUAAGCGAGGAGAAAAAAGUGGAAAGUGGAGGAAUCAAAACGAUUUUUACCUCGGCAGUGCUGAUAAAACAUUUCUUCAUCAUAUCCUUUGCCUGGUUUUCGUUGAACCUGGGCUACUUCUGCCUCGUUCUCAACGUGGGCAAGUUUGGUCUGGACAUCUUCCUGGUCCAGUUUCUGUUCGGGAUUUCCGAGGUGCCGGCACAUCUCCUCUGCAUCUGGUUCUUGGAGUUUUUGGGACGGAAAAAAUCGCUUUUAUCAACUCUCCUCGUAGCGGGGGUUGUUUGCCUUUUAACCCUGGCUUUUCCUCAAGACAGCGCUGUAGCCGUGACAACCCUGGUUACCAUAGGGAAGUUCUUCUUGAACUGGGCCGGCUCAGUGUGUCUGGUUUACAUUCAAGAACUGUUUCCUACUUCUAUCAGGCAAACUGCAGUGUCUUUGGGCUCCAUUGCCUUUAGAGUUGCAGGGUUGCUGUCGCCGUUGCUCAACAUGCUGGCUGUGUACCACCACUCCAUUCCCAUCAUAGUCUUUAGCAGCCUGGCUGUGCUAAGCGGAGCGCUGGUCUUCCUGCUUCCUGAGACCAGCAGAAAAGAUCUUCCUGAUUCAACCACUGAUGGCAAGAGCAACGGGGAUUUGGCCAACGAGAAGACUGGACGUGAGAUCUUCGUGGCUGAAAUCCACACCAGAAAAUCAACCAAACUCUAA